Adineta ricciae is the source of this 411-nucleotide messenger RNA. The record is from the annotation of a GenBank genome assembly. NCBI's taxonomy places the organism in Eukaryota, Metazoa, Rotifera, Eurotatoria, Adinetida, Adinetidae.
AUGCGUGGUAGUAUUACUACUACAACAGUAGAAGAAGGCAGCGGAGAAGAAAUUCAAUCAACAACAACACCAGUGUUUGUGAUAUCAACGACAACAACCAUAAAAACAAGUCAAACGACAACGGUUAGUUGUCAUGAAUGUACUGGCCAUUAUUCCGGAUGCGGAACUUCUCCACAUACGAUUAUAAACAAUUGUCGAAUGUGUAUGGUCUAUAAAAACGUGUGGGAUGGAAACACGAUCGUUCGACGUUGUUGCUAUAGUAAUUGUGGACCGGCAAAUACGGUGAAACAAUACGAAGGUCGACAAACGUAUUUUUGCGCAUCUAAUCUCUGUAAUGGUAUAGGUUCCGAAAAUACACUUCCCUCGACAAGAGGUCUAUUAUUAGCAGAUGAUUCACUACCGAGCAAUUGA